Molecule: messenger RNA, 2536 nt
Organism: Anopheles aquasalis
Lineage: Eukaryota; Metazoa; Arthropoda; Insecta; Diptera; Culicidae
Source: RefSeq, a predicted model, not a curated record
GCUACUAGCGGCCAGUGUGGGUACUUCUACAAAUAGUACUGGGUGCUAGGUACUACUACUACUACUACUGAUUACUACCGUGCUCGUGCUCGUCAGUGAUGGCGUUGUCAAACCACAGUUGUCCAACUCGAUCGAGUAGACCGUGCACCGGUUCCGACGGACAAUGGGCGGUUGCCGUAGCGCAGUGUUUGCCCCAGCGUGCCAGGCACGAACAGCUUAACCACCACCACCUCCGAAAACACCAUCAUCAGCAACCAUCAACAACCACAACAACAACAGGGCCACUCACGACGGCAAUGGCCACAACACUCAACAGCACAGCCACCACCGCCACCACCGCCACCGCCACAAGCCGUCGGGGGCCACGGUGGCGACCGUGGCGCUUGGCCAUCGUUCCGCUCCCGCUCGUACUGCUGCUGCUCCUGCUGUUGGCGUGGCCGGGUGUGACCACCGGUGCACCGGUCACCAAGGAUACCACGGAGGUGAAGAUGUUGGAGAACUUCCUCAAACGGAACAGCAACGACUGGCUGAGCCCGUGCACCGUCCCGUCCCAGCCGACCAACGUGGAAGCGACGCUCGAGCAGCAGCAGCAGCAGCCCCAGAACAACACCGACACCUCGGACGUCCGGCGCAAGAUCGUCGUCGCGAUGAUGGAGAACACGCAGCUCGCGCUGGUCACCAUCAGCCAGUUCGCGAGCGAUCUGAACAGCACCGGCUGGAACACGGCGGAACGCCAGCAGGUGUACAGCUUCCUGCGGCCAUUCGUGUCUAACGAGACGACGUGGGAGCGGCGGCUAUCCGUCUACUGGGCCUUCCUGGCGUUCAUCGUGAACGUGUGCGAGACGCACAGCAGCGUGGUCCGGAUCACGCCCGGCAUGCUGGAGGAUAUGCGCGCGCUCCGGAACUACAUCAAGGACAUCCUGUGCCAGCUGCGGGAGUACAAGAGCUUUGCCGGCUUCCACAGCCAGCCGAUCCAGGCGGCGCGCAUGAGCAAGCUGAUCCAGUUCGACGAGGUCGACCUGAACAACAUCCACGUGGUCCGCUGGUUCGUCCUGUGCCGGCUCAACUGCUACCUCAACAGCUCCUACCUGCACCUGAAGCACCUCAGCGAAAGCACCGGCAGCGAUCCGCGGGCGAUCCAGCAGGAGAAGAAGAUCGGCAAAAACUGCCAACUGUGCCCGUACCUGGCGCGGAAACCGGGCGCACCGGCCACGGUGCCCCACCAGGCGACGCGGAAGCAGCAGCGAAAGCAGAAGGACCGCAAGAAGGACCCACUUGGCGUCACCGGUAACAACAACAACAAGGACCUGCAGCAGCAGCAGCAGCAGCAACCGUCCCGGACGAAGCCGAAAAACAAGGCACAGAGUGGAGCCGGAAAGAAGGCCACCAACCAAGCGGGUGGCAAACGGCGCAAGGGGGUGAAACAGGGCAAGAAGCAGAAGCAGCAGCAGCAACAGGGUGCGCUGGCAGCAGUGGAAACCCACGCGACAGUGAACCAACGCGUGAAAGCCAAGACCAACCGGAAACGGAAGAACCAUCAGAACCAGGGACAGGGACAGGGGCAGCAGCAGCAGCGGCAUGCGGGUGGUGGUGCGGGUAAGCGACCGAACCGGGUGCAGGAUUAAAGUAUUGGCCAGCCAGUGUGCCAGUUUGUGUCUCUCUAGUAGCUCCAGUCAGCAUUCCGUGGAUUCCGUGCAGGAGAAGGAGAAGGUAGGCCAGGAAGAGUGGUCGGCAGAGGGGCAGGUAGCUAUCGCGUAAGGCUAUUUAUAUAUAUAUCUAUCUAUCUAUAUCAUAUUUAUUGAUCGCAAGUUCGUGGCCCACGCUCUGGGGCGUCUUGGGCUACUCGAGCCCAACGCCUCCAGGACUCCCAGGUGCGCGUGUCCGGCCGGAACGGGGGCCAGCGAGCGCGGCGAUGUUCCUAGGACAGCCUAGGACAGUUGACAGCAAGCAGCAAUGACAGCUAGUUAUUUAUAGAGCCCUGCGCGCCCUGAGUAGCUUACGCAAGGAUUCGUCUUAUAUAUAUAUAUUUAUAUAUCUAUAUCUAGGGAGGAUAGGGAGAAGGAGGAGUUGGUCGAUUCCCGACUUUUAUUCCCUGCCCGUGUGGUGUGGCCUAUGGUCCACGCCAUCGGGCCAGUCUUGCCGGCUGUCGGCCCCGAGCUGGCCGAGCAUUUUCCUAAUUAGUCUGUAGGUUCAGUGUAGCCAGAGCGCCAUCGAGGGAUUGGUAGCGCGAACCGAUCCGAGGCAGGCAGCGUGUGCCUGAGUGUCCGGACCGCUGAGUCGCUUCCUCUUAUUUAUUGCCUUAGCCCCAACCCCGGUGGGGGGUGGGGAAGGGGUGUUGCCGCGGCCACACAGACAGGCUAGUACUAGCAGCAGCAGGAGCAGGUGCAGGUGCAGCGGCAACACCCAUACUGCGGCCUAUCCGCAUUAUUCUAGUGUAAAAAAAAAUUAUCGUAUUGUUCCUAUGUACAAAACGGCUUAUACUUACUAAUUUUAUUGGAAGAAGAAGAGGAAGAGGAAGCAGUAGAAGAAGAAGAAG